CCACCUUUGACACUCAACGAGCUUCUCUCUCUCCAGAAAGUUGAAACGCGUUGCCAAAAAAGUCAAAAUAAACUCCAGAAAAAGAAAUUCUCAAUCCUCCAUCACCGCAGAAUCUCAAAUACCCAAAUCACAACUUUCUCUCUCCUCUCCUCCUCCCAUGGCGUCGCCGACAACUUACAUCCUUUCUCUCCUCCUCAUUGCCGUCACGAUCUCUACCGUCUGCGCCAGACCAGGCCUUCCAUUCCACCCCUGCAACACCCUCAUCGUCUCCACCUACUCCUUCUCCGUCAUCCCACUAAACCCUAACCCCAACCACAAUCUCCUCCCCCACCACCACCGCCCUCAAUUCCUCGUUGUCUCCGCCGAUCUCAACCCUUACCACCGCUAUUCCCGCCAUGGUCGCUUCUUCCCUGUCAUGGUAGACCGUCUCCCUGUCACCGACAGGACCGCAUCGUUCGAAACCCCCAAAGAACGACCCGAAUUCUUACCCCUAGGGUUCAGCUCGUUGAGGGACCGAACCAAGGACAUUCUCAGCGUCGUCGCGUCUCUUCUCUUUGGCGCUGCUUGUGGGGCCCUUACUGCCGGUACUAUGUACCUUGUCUGGUCGUUGUUCAACCACCGCAGUGGAUCAUACCGCUCAUUGGAUGGUUUCUCCAGCGAUGAUGAUGACAACGAUGAUGAUGAUAUCUUUAACCCUAAGAAGACCGGUUACGUCGCCAUUCCUGCUUCUCCUGUUAAGGCUAUGGACUCUAUCCCUGCUGCUAUCGCUGUCCCUGUCCCGGCGAAGGAGUCUGCUUGAUGUGGGGUAAUAUGGAAUUUGUUUCAUGUUUUCGUUUUAUUAGUUGUAAUGUAAUGUAAUUUGAUGAAUGAAUGGAAUUGGAGGUUGAUCAAUGUAUAACCUGGUGGGGUUUUAUUCACUGAUAAUGAUAUCUUGACUGAUGAUGAUGUCUAUAUAAAAGUUUUAUUACUGUGA
This is a messenger RNA of Spinacia oleracea (spinach), 973 nucleotides long. RefSeq lists its product as uncharacterized. The transcript has a single exon. The record is from RefSeq and is a predicted model, not a curated record. NCBI's taxonomy places the organism in Eukaryota, Viridiplantae, Streptophyta, Magnoliopsida, Caryophyllales, Amaranthaceae. Bases 158 to 799 code for a protein of 213 amino acids.